Folsomia candida is the source of this 600-nucleotide messenger RNA. Its product is annotated as death-associated inhibitor of apoptosis 1-like. The record is from RefSeq and is a predicted model, not a curated record. NCBI's taxonomy places the organism in Eukaryota, Metazoa, Arthropoda, Collembola, Entomobryomorpha, Isotomidae. The transcript has 2 exons. Gene Ontology annotation, cellular component: cytoplasm; nucleus. The coding region runs from base 1 to 600 and encodes 199 amino acids.
AUGGAUUCUGAAGACGAAGCCCUCAACAAGGAGGCUAUUAAAAAAACUUAUUGGAUUUAUAAUGAGGACAUGGUGCUUCUAGAAUCUAGAAUAAAAUCGUUUGAAGAUUCGAAUUUAAAAAUCAAGCAAACGCCCCAACAACUAGCAGAAGCAGGUUUUUAUUAUAUGGGAUUAGAAGAUCAAUGUGUGUGUUUUCAUUGCGGACUUGGUGUUGAAGAAUGGGAGCCAGAAGACGAUCCAUGGUUCGAACACGCUUUUCAUACUCCUCAUUGUGCAUUUUUAAACUUGAAGAAAAGUGAAUUGAAAUUUCAAAUCGGAGAAAAGGAACAAGUGUUGCCUCUUGAAGCCAUGAAUCAAGCAGAACCAUUGGAUAUUUAUCUAUGUGUGCUCGAGUCUUUUGUGAAGAGUGACGCUUUCAAAGAUUCGCCCUUUGGCCCUGUUCACUUCCUCGUUGAUCGUGUUGUUAUAAGAAACAGUCUUGGACAAGUUGAAAUUGAAAAGGAGAAAGUUUUACACUUGGCUCUAAAUUUACUGGCAAUUGCUCGUGAUACGCCAACGCUUCAAGACCAUCUUGGUUAUUUAGUGAGUGUCAAAGUUUAG